AAUGGAGCAUUUAUUCAGUAGUCGACUACGUACAUUCGAACUUACAAAGUAAAAUGAAAAAUAACAACGCAUCGCUUUAAAAAUGGCAAAAUACACCACCACCCUGAUUGCAAUCACAAUUUGGAUGACGAUUUUAAGCAGUUCGCUGCAGAUUUACGUACCAGAUGAAGAAAUAGAUCAGAAACCUGUAACGUACACUUCAGGAAUAAAAACCUCGUCGUACCAAAGACCACAUCAACUCAACGUAAACCACAAUUACAGUAACGUAUACCACCACAACUCCAACAGCUACACUCCGAGCUUCUCGGGCGACGACCGAACGUCGCAACAACGUCUUUACCCCGUUUACAACGCUCACACGUACGGCUCGCGUCCAAACGCCAAACUUACGCAAGUAUACGUCUUGAACGGAAGCCGAAUCGGCCAAAAUUCCAACCCCACACGCCAAAUCGUCAUCUACAACAAACAAAAACGUACUCCGAAAGUGCAAGUGUACAGAGCAUGCCCGAAAAAUGCCACAGGUCAAUUUGUUUAUGAGUCCUCGUGCAAUCAGUUCCUCAAUUGCUGGAAAGGUCGAGGUUAUGUGCAAAACUGCGCUCCAGGUUCACUCUUCAACCCGAAGACCUUGGAGUGUGAUUUUCCCGACAAGGUGUCCUGCAUUAGCGGCCCAAGAGAAUCUAUUCUUGAAAAUGGUAGAAAAUCACGAAACUUGGAACAAAUCGGGUGUCCGAAAGAUUUUUCGGGACUAAUUCCGAACUACACUGAUUGCUCGAAGUUCAUAAACUGUGUGAGUGGAAUUGAGAAUUUCAUGGAUUGUCCCCCAGGGACGUUGUUCGAUAUUAACAAAAACAUCUGCGAUUUUGCACACAAAGCGACGUGUUUCAACGGGGAAAAUCAGAAACUGAUUGAGCGAAAUAUAGAUGGGAAGCUCGAUUUUACACCUAGUAGGGAAACGCAACGUGGUCAGGAAAGGCAACAACUGCGGUAUCGACAUAACGAAGUGCGGUGUCCCUAUGGUGCGGAAGGACUUUACAAGCAUCCAACAGAUUGUUCUAGGUACCUCAAUUGUGCAAACGGGGAGACUUAUGUACAGAGUUGCGCCCCAGGUACUCUUUUUAAUCCUGAGUUAAAAAUCUGCGAUUUUCCUUACAACGUGGUUUGUCGGAAUGGCACGGAAGGGGGUAUUAGUGUUGUUGACUAUGACGCGGGGUACUACCAACGCAAUAGAUCGUCUGGGUACUACGGAAAUUCGAAUACGUAUGGUCGUCAUGACACUACUCCAUACAGCGGAGGUUACCAUGUGGGUCAACCAAGACCGUAUAGUACUUCCAGUAACGGCUACGGCGGUACCCAGAAAGGUUCGGUUUAUGGAAGCGGAUCAUCGAUUUAUGACGAAAAUGGCCCUAGUUACGGUAGUUCUGGAUACGGACAAACGCAAUAUAGUAAAACACCUCACACUUAUGGAUCAGGGUACGGUGUUUCCGGAAACCAGUAUGGAAGUAGUCAUACAGGAUCUGGUACUUAUGGGUUAGGCUCGUAUGGGGAUAGUUCCACUAACAGAUACAUAAACAACGAACAGAAUAGACAAUUUACUGGUUCUGGAUAUCCUUCCGGUUCUGGGUAUAUGUCAGGUUCUGGGUAUACGUCCGGUUCUGGGUAUUACGACAAUAAUUCAAAUCGACGGGUGGAAGAUCAGUAUCAAGUUUAUGGCAACUCUGGAAACCAGUAUGGUAAUAGUCAAGGAUCCACACAACACAACUCACAACCAUAUGGUUCUGAUACCUAUAGACCGAGUCAACACGCAACUGGACAACAAACACACUACGGAAGUAGUAAUUUAUACACCGAUACACAAAAUGGGGGUACUCAACAAAGGUACAACAAAGGAUCAACUAGUGGUCAGUACCCAGGAUCCUACCCUAGUGCUUCCUACGACAACCAAAAUCGUGACGGUUGGAGACAAGACCCAUACCAAGGUAAUCACCAAAACAGUGGGUUUUACAUCACCAGACCUACCAACUGGAACCAAAACCAAAACAGUAGAGUCGACACUAGCCACGAUCCUAACUGGAAUAGCAACCAAAACACCAGAGUUGAUGGCAAUUACGAUCAAAAUUACCUAGGAGCUACAACGCUGCCCUACGAUAGCUCCAAUAUAUACUCCCAACGUCCCUUGGAGUCCGGGCAAAGGACAAAUCUCGCCGGGUCAUACGCUACUUACCCAAAGAGCUACAACAACAAUCAAGGAAGUUAUUCCAACAGUGAUCGCAAUUCGUACCAAGGUACCAACGACCAUAAUAGAGAUCGAACGUUUACCAACUACAAUCACGGUAAUGAUCUAGGGGAAGGUAGCUUGUAUGGACAGUCGUCAACACAAAACCGAAGAAAUGAAUUCCAACAGGGUCAAAGAGGUGAAACUGGAUAUGGUAGAUGGUACGGUCAAAACGGAUACAGAGACGGCCCCACCCAUCAACAAGGGCAUCAAGAUAGCUGGCAGUCACAACCAUCAAACAACCUAGAUGAAGAAGGAAUCACUUCUAAUUACGACCAAGUAGUGAACAUAAAUCAAAGGAAAACCACUCGCGUUCCUUUCAGAAACUCCUACGAACCCUUUUUCGGAACAACAAGUGUACGACCAGGCAUUACAACGAGUCGGUCCAAUGACUACGACGAUACUUUUGUGCCAGGUCACAGUCGUAAGUAUAUUCGAUCCACAACUCCCAAAGUUCUGGAAAAGAUCUGGCCACCACCGUUUCCUUCAACGGAUGUUAACGCAGAUUAUGUUUUUGAAUACGAUGAUAACGAAGAAGUAACUUUGGAAGCGGAAAAUACUGUUAAGAACAAUCUCCAAAAAAAUAAUAAUUGUGACAAAAGCGAGUUUGUUUGCGCCAAUGAAAAAUGUAUCUCAAAAACGUUAGUGUGUAACGGUAUUAAAGACUGUCCUAGCGGAAACGACGAACAAAGGUGCCUCGAGUAUGUGUCCAGAUUUUCGAUAAAGAAAAACCAAAAACUUGCUAUACUUGAGAAGGAAAGGUGGGAUAAUGUGAGUAUAGCGGCGUGUGCUUUAAUGUGUGUCGAAACGCAGAAAUUGCGUUGUAAGUCUUUCAAUUACCGAAAAAUUGAUAAUACAUGUUUCCUUACGAAUACCAAUGAAGGUCUAACUGGGGCUCUGAUAUCUUAUUACCCUUUCGAUUAUUACGAACUUAUCAGUGAGAAGAUUAACUGCACUGGUAUGUAUAUAUGUAACAACAAGAAAUGUAUCGAUAGAAAGAAGAUCUGCGAUGGUCACGACGAUUGUGGUGACCGAAUGGAUGAGAAAGGGUGCAAAGCACAAGAUUUUAAUUACAGCAUUCGGCUAACAGGAUCUAGAAACAAAAAUGAAGGUCUGAUCGAAGUUAGUGCUUUCGGUAAAACGGGUUACGUCUGUGAUGACAAAUUUGGCUUGAGAGACGCACAUGUUGUUUGCAAGGAGUUAGGUUUUCAUUUGGGGGCUGUAGAAGUCAAAGGAAAUUCUUUCUUCGCCAAAGAAUUUACACCAGAAAAAACUUUCUACAUGAUGGACGACGUUACAUGUUCUGGAAACGAAACAAAGUUGCUGGAUUGUGAUUUUAGUGGUUGGGGAGUGCACAACUGUUUGGCACAAGAGAUCGCUGGAGUCGUUUGUAAAACACCAACCGAAAAAUGCGCAAGUGACUACUGGCAGUGUGACACGGGAAGAGAUUGCCUCCCUUUAGCUUUUGUCUGCGAUGGGUUGCUCGAUUGUCCGGAUGGUUCAGACGAAGGUACUCAACACUGUGACGCACCUACACAAGUUAGGUUAGUAAAUGGAACCAACCAGCGACAAGGGAGAGUGGAAAUUCGGUAUCAUGGUACUUGGGGUACCAUCUGUGAUGACGAUUUUAACGAAGAUGCAGCGAAAGUUGUUUGUCAACAACUUGGUUUUAAAGGCGCUGCAGUUGUGAAAAAAGACGCUUACUUCGGUGCCGGUGUUGGCCCUAUUUGGCUGGAUCAAGUAUUUUGCGCUGGAAAUGAAACAAGCAUAGAAAAUUGCAGCCACUGGAACUGGGCAGAACACAACUGUGACCACAACGAAGACGUCGGCGUUAUUUGCAGUAACACUUACGAGUAUGUCGAACGACAUUCUCAGGCCCUGCCGGCGCGGAUGCCACAAGACUAUCCGGAAAGGUGUGGAUAUCGCAAAGACAACAUUUUCAACCGAAACGACGACGUCCACUUUCGGGUGGUGAAAGGUUCGGUUGCCAAAUCGGGUGACUACCCUUGGCAAGCUGCCAUCAGAGUCAAGGGCAAAACUAGCACCAGCCACUGGUGUGGCGCUGUAAUAAUUUCCCAAAAAUUCGUUUUAACGGCAGCCCACUGUUUAAUCGGCUAUUCCAAAGGAGCUUAUGUGAUUGUAGCCGGUGAUUACAACGUUGAUGAGCACGAAGGCACGGAACAAGAAGCCCGAAUCGAGGAUUAUUACCUCCACGAAAAUUUCCGACAAGGUCAUAAAAUGAACAACGAUAUAGCCUUAGUUAAACUGAAGGGACGCGGCUUCCAGCUGAACGAUGAUGUUCAAGCGAUUUGUUUGCCGGAUUCAGAUACGAAUUACGACGCUGAAUUAAAUUGUACUAUUUCGGGUUUCGGGUCUAUAGAAAGUGGAAAAUCGGCAUUUUCUCACAAUUUGAGAGCUGGAUGGGUGCCUCUUCAGAAACGGGAAAUCUGUGCUAUGCCACACGUCUAUGGUGAGGCGUUAACAGAGGGAAUGAUUUGUGCCGGGUCUUUGGAUGAAGGAAUAGACUCUUGUGACGGAGACAGUGGAGGACCUCUGGCUUGUCUCGAUACAGGAGUUUUUACUCUCUACGGGAUCACAUCCUGGGGCCAACACUGUGGCUACGCCAAUAAACCUGGAGUUUAUGUCAAAGUGGCACAUUACAAAAAGUGGAUCGACGAUAAUUUUAAAAAGUAUUCUUUUGAUUAAACGUGCUAAACUUUUAAAUAAACAUCAUCACGCAAUAAUGUUAUGUAGAAAGUAAAUAACAUACUUAUAAGAUGGUUUAUUUUUAAUAAAUAUAAUUUGGUCUA
Messenger RNA from Zophobas morio, 5082 nucleotides. RefSeq lists its product as uncharacterized. Gene Ontology annotation, cellular component: membrane; extracellular region. Gene Ontology annotation, biological process: proteolysis. The record is from RefSeq and is a predicted model, not a curated record. The transcript is spliced from 9 exons. Bases 83 to 4978 code for a protein of 1631 amino acids. Gene Ontology annotation, molecular function: protein binding; serine-type endopeptidase activity; chitin binding. Lineage: Eukaryota; Metazoa; Arthropoda; Insecta; Coleoptera; Tenebrionidae.